This is a messenger RNA of Pyrus x bretschneideri (Chinese white pear), 1692 nucleotides long. Its product is annotated as galactomannan galactosyltransferase 1-like. The record is from RefSeq and is a predicted model, not a curated record. Gene Ontology annotation, molecular function: galactosyltransferase activity. NCBI's taxonomy places the organism in Eukaryota, Viridiplantae, Streptophyta, Magnoliopsida, Rosales, Rosaceae. Gene Ontology annotation, cellular component: endosome; membrane; trans-Golgi network.
CACUUUAGCAUCUUCAGCGCUACUAAACCGACUAUGCACUGUACACUCCCCCACUUAAACCCUUCUGCUAAACAUAUCCAGAGGACCAGAAUAGAAGCUGUAGAAACCCUUCAUCCAUGGCCGCAAAACGACACUGUUAACAACCCAACCCUGUCGCAUUUUCCAUUUCCAAUGCUUUCCCCUGAGUUGCCUCAAAUGUCGAAACCCUAUGCCAGAACAAGGCCCUCUUCCUGGGUCGCCGACGGACUGCUUUUCUUCGGCGGCGCAUUUAUCGCUCUUCUCCUCCUCCUCACUCUCUGGACCUUCGUAACCCCUUCUUCUAUCCCCAAUUUCAACCGCACAGUCGCUCCGCCGCCGACCGCUGCUGAAGCCGAUCAAUGCGCUGACGACUCUGACCUGCGGCGGGAUCCCCGGAACCGGACCUUCUACGAUGACCGGGAGGUCCGGUACACGCUCGGGCAGCCGGUUCGGGACUGGGACGAGAAGCGGCGGCAGUGGCUGCUGCACCACCCGUCGUUGGCGGCGGGAGCGGGUGAAAGGAUUCUGAUGGUGACGGGAUCCCAGCCGUCCGCGUGUAAAAAUCCUAUCGGCGAUCAUCUCCUCCUGAGAUUCUUCAAGAACAAGGUGGACUACUGUAGAAUCCACGGCCACGAAAUCUUCUACAACAACGCAUUGCUGCACCCGCGGAUGGGGAACUACUGGGCCAAGCUCCCCGUAAUCCGGGCCGCCAUGGUGGCCCACCCGGAGGCCGAGUGGAUCUGGUGGGUCGACUCGGACGCGUUGUUCACCGAUAUGGAGUUCAAGCUCCCGCUGGACCGGUACAAAAACCACAACUUCAUCGUCCACGGGUGGACCCACCUGGUAACGGAGACGCACAGCUGGACCGGGCUCAAUGCAGGUGUGUUCUUAAUCCGGAACUCCCAGUGGACCAUGGAUUUCCUCGAGGUGUGGGCCAGCAUGGGCCCGCAGACCCCGGAGUACGAGAAGUGGGGGGAGACCCUCCGGUCAACGUUCAAGGACAAGGCGUUCCCGGAGUCGGACGAUCAGACGGGGCUGGCUUACUUGAUCUACAAGGAGAAGGAGAAAUGGGGGGACAAGAUUUAUCUGGAGAGCGAGUAUUAUUUCGAAGGGUACUGGGCGGAGAUCGUGGGGACGCUGGAUAAGAUCGAGGCCAGGUACGAUGAGAUAGAGAGAGGGGAGGAGGACAAUGCGGUGCGUUUAAGGAGGAGGCACGCGGAAAAGGUGAGCGAGCAGUACGGUGCGUAUAGGGAGGAGUACUUGGGUGAGGCGGGGUACGGGAAGGGGAGCUGGAGGCGGCCGUUCGUCACGCACUUUACGGGAUGCCAGCCGUGCAGCGGAAUGCACAACGAGAUGUAUUCCGGGGAGUCAUGCUGGGACGGGAUGCGGAAGGCGUUGAAUUUCGCGGAUAACCAGGUGCUCCGUAAAUAUGGGUACGUGCACGCGAGCACAGGGGAUAGUGCGGCCACUCCGGUGCCGUUUGAUUACCCGGCCGAGUUUUGAAAAGGUAAAGAUUGGCAUAUAGCUUUUGUUUGAUUGCUUUUGUUUAUUCGGCUUUUGUAAAAGCUGGAUUUAUUAGUCACUUACUUAUGCUGUUGGAUUCAUUGGAUGAUGAAAGCUCUUGACUGAUUUGUUGACUAAAUGGUAUACAUGGCACCUUGGAAAGUGACUAAA